AAUACGGGUGAGGAAGUGUAAAUUACACUCUUGGUUGAAUUUCAUUUCAUUCGCGUAUUGAUUAAUUAAUCCUCCCUCCCAAAUCCAAAUAUUUGAGAUCCAAAUUCAUCAAACAAAAGCGAUUACAAUCAAUCCAAAGCACGCAAAAAUUUCAAUUCCAGUUCUAAUCGCUCCUCAGAUUCUCAGUUUCAUACAAUCUCUUCGCCAUCUGAGGUGAUCCGAGCUCUUGGAAUUUGAAUAAGUUCGUGAUCGAGUAAAUUAGGAAAAUUGGCUCCUCAACGUCGAUCACAGCGCCACAUGGGUGGCCAGAUGCAGCAGAGUAAUACUGCGGCAACUGCUAUGUAUGAUCAGCCUAGUACUACUGGUGGAUCGCUGCACAGUGCAGGUUCUGCUAGUGAUGCUGGUGAUGCAGUCAUGGCACGGUGGCUUCAGUCUGCCGGGUUGCAGCAUCUGGCCUCACCCUUGGCUACUUCCGCUGCAAAUGAUCAUCGCAAUAUGCUCAUGCAGGGUUAUGGAGCACAAUCUGCUGAGGAGAAGCAGAGGCUUUUCAAAUUAAUGAGAAACCUCAAUCUUAAUGGAGAGUAUGGUUCAGAACCAUAUACUCCGACUGCACAAAAUUCUGGUGGGGUUUCGGCAAUGGAUGGCUUUCAUUCUCCUGAGUUUAGGGGGGAUUUUGGAGCCGGUCUUUUAGAUCUUCAUUCUAUGGAUGACACAGAGCUUCUAUCUGAUCAUGUUAUGUCAGAACCAUUUGAGCCAUCACCUUUUAUGCCUUCUGUUAGUGAAGCUUUUGACAAUGACCAUGAGGUGUUGACCAGCAGACAACAAAGAGGGCAAACUGAUGGAGAUGCAUUACCCAUAUUACCUACAAAUAUGAAGGAAAACAGUGCAAGAGAAAACAAUGUGGCUAAAAUUAAAGUCGUGGUAAGAAAAAGACCGCUAAACAAGAAGGAAGUUUCUCGCAAAGAGGAAGACAUUGUGACUGUGGAGGAUAAUGCAUUGACUGUUCAUGAAACCAAGCUUAAGGUGGAUUUGACUGCUUAUGUUGAGAAGCAUGAAUUCUGCUUUGAUGCUGUUUUGGAUGAACAAGUAACCAAUGAUGAGGUUUAUCGUGCUACGGUAGAGCCAAUCAUUCCAACCAUAUUUCAGAGAACUAAAGCAACUUGUUUUGCUUAUGGCCAGACAGGUAGUGGCAAGACAUACACAAUGCAACCUUUGCCUUUACGAGCGGCGGAAGGACUUGUUAAAAUAUUGCAUCAGCCACCAUAUCGUAGUCAGGGAUUCAAAUUGUGGCUUAGUUACUUUGAGAUAUAUGGCGGGAAGCUAUUUGAUCUGCUAAGUGAUAGAAAGAAACUUUGUAUGAGAGAAGAUGGUCGUCAACAAGUUUGUAUUGUUGGACUUCAAGAAUUUGAAGUUUUAGAUGUACAAAUUGUUAAAGAAUACAUUGAGAGGGGAAAUGCAACCAGAAGUACAGGCUCAACUGGAGCCAAUGAGGAGUCCUCUAGAUCUCAUGCUAUAUUGCAACUUGUUGUCAAAAAGCACAGCGAGGUGAAGGAAUCAAGGCGCCACAAUACAGCAAACGAGCCCAAGGUUGGAAAAGUGGUAGGAAAAAUCUCAUUUAUAGAUCUUGCUGGUAGUGAAAGAGGUGCUGACACAACAGACAAUGACCGGCAAACACGGAUCGAGGGAGCUGAAAUUAACAAGAGUCUGCUGGCUUUGAAGGAGUGCAUUCGUGCACUUGACAAUGACCAGAUUCAUAUUCCAUUCCGUGGAAGUAAACUCACUGAGGUCCUCCGGGACUCCUUUGUUGGGAACUCUAGAACUGUCAUGAUCUCUUGCGUAUCUCCAAAUGCUGGAUCAUGCGAGCACACUCUCAAUACUCUGAGAUAUGCGGACAGGGUUAAAAGUCUAUCGAAAAGUGGAAAUCCUAAAAAAGAUCAGGUCUCAAGUUCAUUAUCACAACUCCCUAACAAAGAAUCUUCAACGAUGAUUCCUGCACCUUCUCCAACUGAUGCUGCUGAUGUGUAUGAGCAAUAUCGAGAUGUUAAAUCGACAGAUACAUAUAGAAGAGUUGUAGACAAAGGAAAUUUGUCUUACCAUUCUACUGCUGAUCUGGAUACACAGUCUGCUAGCUUUCCUAUCAACAACUCCUCAAACAUCCGGGAAGAGGCUGGAAUGAUUUCUUCCUAUAUGGAUAAAGAGAAGAUUGAUGUAAAAAAUACCUUUGGUGGUUCAAGCAGUAACAAGGUGCCCUCAGCAUCAUCUCCUCAGCAAUUGGUUGACACUGAAGAGAAGGUGCAGAAGGUAUCACCACCGCGAAGAAAAGCGUACAGGGAUGACAAGUCUGAAAAGGUCGGGAAUUGGCCAAAGAAAGAUACCACAAGCUCUACUCAGCCCACCACAACUUUCAAGCAGCAGAACCCUCCCACUUCUGACAAAGACAAUAUUGUUUCAAGACAACCUGAAUCCCCAAUGGACGGGAAUAUAAAUGAUAUACUCGAGGAGGAAGAAGCACUAAUAGCUGCCCAUAGAAAAGAAAUUGAAGAUACAAUGGAGAUUGUUCGUGAAGAAAUGAAACUGCUGGCAGAAGUUGAUCAACCAGGCAGCAUGAUAGAUAAUUAUGUGACACAAUUAAGUUUUGUGCUAUCCCGGAAAGCAGCCAGUCUUGUCAGCCUUCAAGCACGCCUUGCAAGGUUCCAGCAUCGACUAAAAGAACAAGAAAUUCUUACUAGGAAGAGGGGGCCUCGCUAAUGUUCCUCAAUAUCAUCUCCCUCAUUUGUAUCUUGGUUUGCUUUAUAUUUGAUAUCAGUUUGAACAUCAAGUUCAUAUGUUAAUACAAUUCAUUUUUAACUAUUGAAAACAAUAAAUCAUGUAAUUAGUUUUUUC
Daucus carota subsp. sativus is the source of this 2883-nucleotide messenger RNA. Its product is annotated as kinesin-like protein KIN-13A. Lineage: Eukaryota; Viridiplantae; Streptophyta; Magnoliopsida; Apiales; Apiaceae. Bases 298 to 2748 code for a protein of 816 amino acids. Gene Ontology annotation, biological process: microtubule-based movement; microtubule depolymerization. The transcript is spliced from 13 exons. Gene Ontology annotation, cellular component: microtubule. Gene Ontology annotation, molecular function: microtubule motor activity; microtubule binding; ATP binding. The record is from RefSeq and is a predicted model, not a curated record.